GCAUCUUUCAGUCUUAAGACCGUUUCAAUAAUUCAGCAUGAAUUUUGACGAGUCGUACCGUCGUCAGAAACUCUUUAUAACUAAUGUUCAACUAACUGUAGCAUUCCAAAUUAUCACCACUUCAUUUCCAAGUUCUCAACCUUUCAGCCACAAUGACUCCUCAACUAGCCGUAUCUGUCGCCACCACUCUGCGCCGCAGACAAGGCACGAAGCUCAUGGAGAAAUUUAAUCUAGCCACACUUAACGGUGGCAAGAGCCCCUUUGACGUGUCAAGCAAUCGGCUACUAAAGGUGCACAAGAAGCCACCCCAAAGUAUUUCAGACAAGUUUUCGCUUGACUACCUUCUCGGAACCAAUAAAGCUCAGACAAAGGAGAAAGUGAGUUCGUGUCACGCUGUUAGCUCGAACCUCAUGUAAGUGGGAAGAGUGCGAUACACCCGUACGAUGUACUCACAAGAAAGCCUAAGAAUUAACCCGCUGUAACCGUGAGUACUCCUAAUAUAGUCUUGAUAUUUACUAUUUACCUCUUGUGUUGUGCGAUAAUUAUAAGCUAGCCGAUUGAUAGAAAUAUCUAACUGUUCAGCCAAGUAGCACACCAAAGUUAUAUAGGCGAAGCUAUGAUAGAUUGCAUCAAACAUCUGCAGUGCGAAUUUUAGCCCUUCACAUUGAUCACGAUUUUUAAUGAUGUAAAGUUCUCGCACGACCAGUCGCAGAACAAUUCUUUCAUGAAACGUUCGACAAGUUGUAAUUCUUUCCAGACUGCAUUUGCUCAGACAUUCCUUCGGAAAUGAUUGUUAAGCCUUUGAUAAUCUAGCAUUUAAAACAAUAGUAACAACGACACCAGGUUGUCACGUGAUCGGCAUACCGAACAGACAACAUCAAAAGCAUAUUAUGAUUCUACAAUCUACAUCUAUAACUUAAUGCUGCAAAGAUGACGCCAUAAUGCCAUAAUCGCCGUCUCAAUCAAGCACCAGAACGUCCAAACCAUUAAAGACUGGCAUCACAAGAUGGAAGAUUUAUACGUGGAUAAAUAACUUCGUACGCUUUCUAUUAAUAUCAAGG
Plasmopara halstedii is the source of this 1061-nucleotide messenger RNA. RefSeq lists its product as hypothetical. The record is from RefSeq and is a predicted model, not a curated record. NCBI's taxonomy places the organism in Eukaryota, Oomycota, Peronosporomycetes, Peronosporales, Peronosporaceae. The coding region runs from base 153 to 416 and encodes 87 amino acids. The transcript has a single exon.